CCCAACCAAUAAAACCGAAAAAACAAAAAAAAACAGACGCAGUUUCUCAACGGUCUCAUCUUAAUGGACGACACAACGCCUUAUUCUAGGGCACAAACCGCCGCCGCCGGCGCUAGAUCCGGCGGCAAGAUCGUAAAAUCCCGCCGUCUCGCCGCCGCCAGAACACCCUACGACCGCCCUCCGCCACCGCCGCCGCAGAAUUCGACGAGUAAUUGGCUUACCGGAGGUGUUCUCCCGAAAACUUCGCGAAUCAUCGCGAAAGGCGCGAUGAAGCUUUUCACGUUCAUGACUGACACUAAUUCAAUCUCCGACGAGGAUGAAUCUGAAGAAGACGACGAUGUAGGUAGCUGUGAUGAUGAUGCCCCUUUUGAGAAGGAUGGUGCAUUUACAGAGACGAUCAAUGAAGAAGAACCUCAGAUUUCAGGGAAGAGCCCAAAAUGGGUGAUCGAAAAGCUUAUUCUUCAGGAGACGUUUUCAAGGGAAGAGUCUGAUAAACUGAUAGAGAUUAUUAAGUCACGAGUUGUAGAUUUUUCCACCAUCGUAGAGGGACAGGGUGCUGGUUUAAUGGUGACACCCGUCAGAAGAUAUGGUGAUGAUAUUGCUUCUUAUACUCCUGAGAGAUGCAGUAAAGCUGUCAUGGAAGCAAAAUCUUGGUUGGAGGAAAAGAAGGCAGGAUCAAGUUCCAAGUCUGAUAUGGGCCAUGAACUUUCUGCUUUUGGCUCUGUUCCAUUGCAGCAUAUUGCAAAUAUCGACAAGGGCUCACCUGUGGAUAUGGCCAAAUCAUAUAUGCAAGCUCGUCCCCCCUGGGCCUCUCCUUUAAGGCACUCUGGAUCAAGAACAACUUCACCGAUGGCUAUUGACCUCUUCAAAGAUGAAAAACUGUCUUCUGCUGAUGGCAGCUCUGUUCCCUCUGCUCAGAAAAGAGGUUCGCUUUCUGCUGGUUCUUGGACUAUCCAGGAGGAGAUUCGCAAAGUGCGUUCCAAAGCAACAGAAGAGAUGUUACGCAGUGUCCCAUCCACAAGACUUGAUCUUUCCACAUUUACUUCAGAGCAUAAAAAUAUCCAAAGUUCAGGUGUGCCUGAUGAUGGCAGUGACAAAAUGCAUUUGUCAGAAUCUUUACCUGAAACAGAACCUGUAGGUGCAUCUGUUAACUUGGUUGCAGGAUGUAGUACUACCCAUGACCCUAAAGGUUCUGCUUUGGAGAUGAAACAGAAUAGUUUGCAUACUGAAUAUUUGCCGGCCAAUCCAGAUGCAUCUAUUUCUGAACCUAAUGAGGAUCUAAAUGUUAAAGAGGGCACCACCACUUAUUCUCACCAGUCAAUCAGUUUGGAGCAUAUGGUCAAGCAGCAUGAUGAUCAUCUCUGUGCAGCAAAUGAUAUAAAUUCAAAAUCUGCAAGUAUUUCUACGAACAAUAAUAUUACGAACAGUGGACCGCCAAAUGCUAAUGGUUCAGCAUCUCCAAAAUCUAGUUUAUCAGCAGGUGCUGAUAUCGAACAACUUCCCAAGGAACUUGACAGCAAGCCAAUGACCAGCAUUUCUGCAGAAGAAGUCUGUGGCUUUUUAAGUGAAGCGUCUCUUGAAAUUCCAGUUGUAAAUGACACUGUCGAUGGAUCCCAGGACUUGCAGGUUUCCACCCACCAAGAAGAGACGAAGAAUGGUACGCCAGGUAAGGGAGAGAGAAAAUCUGGCAGAAUUCAAAGAAAGGGCAGGGGAAGGGGGAAAUGACCUCAUCGAAUCAAUGUGCCUGUAUAAUUUAAAAUUGUACAUUAGGCUAGAGAUGUAGAUGUACUUAAAAAGUAAACUCAGUUGAGGUGUAAAAUCUAGAUAAUAAUUCGCUAGUCCUGGGCCUCCUGGCCGUGUCUUCAAGUUUGUUUUCUUUUUUUUUUUUCACGAGAUUUAGUGCUUAGUGCGAUGUAAUUUUGUAAAAGAAAAAAAAAAUUAAGCGUUUCAUUAUUAAUCCGAUUGUACGCGCCUCUGCUAAUCAUCUUGGAUGCGGUCUGUUUUCUAACUCAUAAUUUCUGAUGUAAAAGAGCCUCGACUCUUUCGAUAA
This is a messenger RNA of Daucus carota subsp. sativus, 2050 nucleotides long. RefSeq names its product protein KAKU4. Bases 64 to 1725 code for a protein of 553 amino acids. NCBI's taxonomy places the organism in Eukaryota, Viridiplantae, Streptophyta, Magnoliopsida, Apiales, Apiaceae. The record is from RefSeq and is a predicted model, not a curated record. Gene Ontology annotation, biological process: nuclear membrane organization. Gene Ontology annotation, cellular component: nuclear envelope. The transcript has 11 exons.